Coffea eugenioides is the source of this 2433-nucleotide messenger RNA. RefSeq lists its product as uncharacterized. The transcript is spliced from 10 exons. NCBI's taxonomy places the organism in Eukaryota, Viridiplantae, Streptophyta, Magnoliopsida, Gentianales, Rubiaceae. The record is from RefSeq and is a predicted model, not a curated record. Bases 190 to 2307 code for a protein of 705 amino acids.
AGUUCCUAGCCUCUCAUAAGACGACAGAAUCUGAACUUUGCUGCCCAAGAUCGAAACUUUACGCAAACGGCCGACCUGGGUUAAUCAUAAAACAUCUUAACUCUUUCUGAUCCAGUCCAACUCCCAGGAAAAGCUAGCAAUAUUGAAAGGGUUCUCUCAUUUUCACUUCUUUGUUCAGGCCUAGUUUUAAUGCAGUUUGAUGCUGACAAAGGGGAUGUUUUGGGGAUGGCUGUGGCUAACAAAACCCGAAACAUGCUUGAGGGUCUGGUGAAGGAGGGCUCCUUCAAAUGGUUAACAAGAACCCGGAGUGCAUAUGAUGAAGCGAUUGAGGAGAUGGGACGGUCUCCAUCAGCGGGGAAGAAUUGGUUGCCAGACCUCUCUCCUGUGGCAAAUGUGGUGGUCCGUAGAUGCUCAAAAAUCCUUGGUGUUGCUAUGGAGCAGCUCAAAGAAAAUUUUGAUGAAGUGGCUUCUGGUGCUUUAAAACAUCCAUCUCAGUAUGCACGUAACUUUUUGGAGUACAGUAGCUUCAGGGCUCUUGCCUUGUCCACUCAAGUUGCUGGUUAUUUGGAAGACAAAAAAUUUCGCCGACUUACAUUUGAUAUGAUGGUUGCAUGGGAGAUUCCUGCAGCUGGCAGCCAACCAGUUCUUAAUAUGGAUGAGGAUGUUUCAGUAGCCUUGGAGGCUUUUUCUCGAAUUGCUCCUGCAGUCCCCAUCAUUGCCGAUGUCAUUGUUAGUCAUAAGCUUUUUCAAGUGCUUACUGCCUCAAGUGGUGGUAGGCUGCAUUUCUCGGUCUAUGAUAAGUACCUAGGUGCAUUGGCAAGGGCAGUAAGAAAAUUAAAAACCCAAUCUGAGUCCUCACUCCUUUCUGCCGUACGAUCUGCUAGAGGUGAGAAGAUCCUGGACGUGGAUGGCACAGUGACAGGGCAACCAGUUCUUGAACAUGUGGGAAUUUCCGCAUGGCCUGGUCGAUUAACUCUGACCGAUCAGGCUCUCUACUUUGAAGCUCUUCGUGUUGUCUCUUAUGAUAAGGCAAAAGUAUAUGAUCUAUCUGAUGAUUUAAACCAGGUUGUUAGACCUGAGCUUACAGGACCAUUGGGAACCCGACUCUUCGACAAGGCAGUGUUGUACAAGUCAACUUUCAUAUCAGAACCAGUUAUUAUGGAGUUUCCUGAGCUUAAGGGACAUACACGGCGUGAUUACUGGCUUGCCAUUAUUCGAGAAGUUCUCUAUGUCCAAAGGUUUAUCCACAAAUUCCAAAUCACUGGAAUUCAGCGGGAUGAAGCUCUUCUGAAAGCUGUAUUUGGAAUCCUGCGAGUACAAGCCCUGAAAGAAAUGAGUUCAACUAUCCCUCUUUGUUUCGAUACCCUUCUCAUGUUCAACAUAUGCGAUCAACUCCCUGGGCGGGACCUCAUACUGGAAACUCUUGCUAACAUGUCAACCAUGAGGGAACUAGAUCGAAUUAACUCUGGUAGUCCUAGAGGUGGAAUGUACUCUGCUUCAGCUUCGACCAUGGCUAAUACACUGGACUUUAUGUUUGGAACAGGUUCUACUGUUCCUAGUCCAGCAGGACUUCUUGUUGGUGAAAUUGCAGUAGGUGAAACCACUCCAUUGGAGAAAGCAGUAAUGGAAUCUAGAAGCAGCUACAAAAAAGUGGUACAAGCACAAGCUACUGUUGAUGGAGUUAGAGUUGACGGAAUCGACACCAACUUGGCAGUCAUGAUGGAGUUGCUAUUUCCUAUUGUGGAAUUUGCAAAUUGGCUUCAGUCUUUGGCAUACUGGGAAGACCCUUUGAAAUCAAUGGCAUUCUGUAUGGCUUUUGCAUAUAUUAUUUGCCGGGGAUGGCUGGGCUAUAUGUUUGCAUUACUACUCAUCUUUUUGGCAGUUUUUUUGGUACUAACUCACUGGUUUAGCCGAGGCAGGCCAACCGAUGAACUCAGGAUAAUAGCUCCACCUGCAAAAAAUGCCAUGGAGCAGCUUUUGGCUGUUCAGAACGCCGUAUCACAAGUAGAAGAGCUGAUCCAGGAUGGGAAUGUUGUUCUUCUUAAGAUACGCGGCUUGGUUUUGUCCAUUUUUCCACAGGCAAGUGAGAAAUUUGCGGGUGCUCUAGUUGUCAUGGCUCUACUGCUAGCACUCUUACCCGCUAAAUAUAUAGUAUUGCUGGCCUUUCUGGAACUCUUUACAAGAUAUUCACCUCUUCGAAAAGCUAGCACAGAAAGAUGGGCAAGAAGAUUCAGAGAAUGGUGGUUCAGCAUACCAGCUGCUCCUGUACUUCUUGAAAGAUCUAAAGAAGACAAAAAGAAGAAGUAAAAUAGAGUUUGUAUAUAUAGUUAGCAUUAAUCUGAUUGUUUGUUGCCAUGUCCCGAGAACAUCUCUCGGACUGUAAAGGUGUACAAGAAGAAAAAGAUAUAAAAGUAAAUUUGUUUGCCAUGGUAA